Trichophyton rubrum CBS 118892 is the source of this 654-nucleotide messenger RNA. RefSeq lists its product as uncharacterized. Gene Ontology annotation, biological process: nuclear-transcribed mRNA catabolic process, RNase MRP-dependent; rRNA processing; intronic box C/D snoRNA processing. Gene Ontology annotation, cellular component: ribonuclease MRP complex; nucleolar ribonuclease P complex. Bases 1 to 654 code for a protein of 217 amino acids. Lineage: Eukaryota; Fungi; Ascomycota; Eurotiomycetes; Onygenales; Arthrodermataceae. The transcript has 2 exons. Gene Ontology annotation, molecular function: RNA binding. The record is from RefSeq and is a predicted model, not a curated record.
AUGGCUAAAUUGAAACCCGAGCUAGAGCUUGUUUUUGAAAGAAAGAACAAGGAUCUGCUCAAAAUCCCUAAAAAUGCGCGAAUUGAGAAACGACCAAUUCCUCACCCCCCAGCUGCAUCCCCUUAUGCAGGAGCCAGUGUACCCAAAGUCGUUUAUGUCUCAACCAAGUCUCCGUUUAUGAGCAUUGCGAAACGCGUCCAAAAAUUGUUGAGAGAAGCCGAAAAGCGUGCUACACAGAGUAUUUCCCUGGGGAACAAGAGGAAAUCCGGCAAGGACAAGCUUACACAGCUUAAAAAUGCUUCGGAAGCAUUACGAAAAGAGCCAGUCUUUAUCAAGGCGACGGGGCGUGCCAUUGACAAGGCCAUAGAAGUGGGAAAGUGGUUUGACAAAAAGGAUGGGUUGACCACCAAGGUGAAGACUGGGACAGUCAUGGUGGUAGACGAUAUUGUUCGAGAUGAAGUGAUAGAAGCUGAAAAACAGCUUCCGGGCGACGUCCAACAAACUGACGACCAAGAAGAUGUUGCAUCCAAGGCGGAUGCUGAAAGGAAGCAGGGAAAGAACAACAGCAAACCUGAUAACGGAGAUUUAUCUGAUCUACCUGACUCCAGAACUCGCUGGGUGAACAUGGUAGAAAUCACGAUAACGAUGGACUGA